Dermacentor andersoni is the source of this 2546-nucleotide messenger RNA. Its product is annotated as growth arrest-specific protein 1-like. Gene Ontology annotation, biological process: regulation of cell cycle. The record is from RefSeq and is a predicted model, not a curated record. NCBI's taxonomy places the organism in Eukaryota, Metazoa, Arthropoda, Arachnida, Ixodida, Ixodidae.
ACAAGUCGUCGCCUUCUCGCUCCCCGGUGCCGGCCCCUCCGGACGGAGGCCGGAGGAGCGCGAAAAAACGAAGCGGACCUCAGUCAGUAGCGAAAGAUCGAGCGGACCGCGUGGAGACUCGACCUGCCUCUGCUGCCGGCUUUCUCUGGAGAGCGCGCGGCGCGCUUGCUGGCUCGCUCGGCUUGGGCCAGGCCAAAACCGACAUGCUGCGGCUUCCACUGCCGGUAUGACUGCCUGUCACGCCGCUCUCUCGGCCCUGUUGCUGCUCGUGGCGGCGGUCGCCUGCGGCCGGUCGUCGUCCUCGGCCACGCCGGCAGACAACAACGAGGACGCGCCUCAGGUGCGUUCGUGCGAGGAAGUGCAGAUGCGGUGUGCACAGCGCAAGGGCUGCGGCUCGGCGUUGCACGCCUACCUGUACCAGUGCAACGAGGUGAUCCAGGCGGGCGCCUCGCAGUGUCCCGUGCCCUGUCAACGCGCACUGGCCGCGCUCACGUCGACGGACGAAGGCCGCGGCCUUUCCGACUGCGAGUGCGGCGAGAACGCCGUGUGCCGCAAGAGCAAGCUCCGUGUCGAGGUGUGCCGCGAGGCCGUGGAGAAACUGACCGCUCCGGGGGCGCGCAUCCCGUGCAGCGUGGCCUUCUGGAUGUGCGAGGCCGAGCCCCAGUGCGGUACGGCGCUCGCCUACUACUACCGCUACUGCCGCGGCGCGUUCCACGGCAAGCGGUGCACGCCGAGAUGCAACAACAGUCUGGCCAUCCUCAACCGCCAGCCGCGAUCGGACACGCUGCGCUCGUGCUAUUGUGACGGCUCCGAGGAGUUUCCCUGCCAGAAGAUCCGCGACAGGACAGACCAGUUGUGUUACGGCAGGCAGGAACCAUCCACGACACCCAAGCCCGCUUCUGCGGGAACCGCUGUGCUUCCGGCCGGGUGGCCACAGCUGACACUCGCAGUCACGCUGCUUCUCGUCGCUGUCGCUACGCGGUGCAGCCCGUGCAGUGUCUCUGACGUGACGUGACCGGCCGUGGAGAGAACCGCGUGGAAAGUAGCCGGAAGAAGUGGUGACGCUCGGACACAGACGUCGCGUGGUUCCCUCACGCGCGAACACGGUCUGCACGCAACAGCGGAUCCCUUCAGCAGGGAGCUGAAACUUUGCCAAGACAAACUGCACCGCGCAGCUGGAGGAAGGAAGCAGCGCCUUCUGGACAUUCUCCAUGCGUUUCUACCGCCGGAGUGCGCCAUGCUUGGACCUGUGUUUGGGGGGUGGGAAAACGCGAGUGCGUGUGUGGUCCACCGCGUGUGGGUGGGACGACGGCGUUAACAGCGCCGCGCGAGCUGUCGUCCGAAGGUGGAAUGCCGCGACGGGGCGGCCGUGUGCACACCGCUUACAGAAUUCCCCGGUGAGAUCGAAAAAAUGGAAUUCCUAAGGCAAACUAUCCAGAAACACUGCUCGAAAGAAAUCGCGCGUCGACCGCGCCAUCUGUAAGACAAUAUAAGUAUACAUGUAGGAAAAUUUUGUGGCGGAUCAUGCGCUGCAUAGACGGCUGACUCAGGGGCCAGUGCUCCCUUAGUUAGUGGAUCAGUGCUCGAAGUUGCGAGACAGUCAAUACCCUGGCUUAUUUCGAAAACGUGCUUCUUGAGGAAUCGGUCUCUCUGGCGCCGUAUAUGUGGUGUAUACAUCCGUGGACAAAGCCAUACACGGUGCGUGCUUCGCAGUCGCGGCUGUGAUUGAGCUCGCUCAAAUUGGGACGUGGCGGCACGCGCUCAUGUGCAUGUACGCGCAACAGAAGCGCGUGGAGACAGACGAAAACGUCCAGUUUUCGUUAUGUUACCGUAUCUGCGCAGUUUUAACGCAGCCGUACGUUCCGUUUGGUUUUGUGCGGGGUUGUAUAUACAACCUUCUCCCAUUUGUCAUUUCAAUCUAGCUUAAUUUAUCACGUUUAUUAUUUUUUUAACCUAACACAUCCAACGCUCCUGCUGCGUUCCUUCUCAACAUAUAAAGGACGAAACAGGGAGUCAGUUUAGAUAACGGUAGGCUAUGUAGACGUAAACUGAGUGUACAUCGAAAGUAGCUUAGGCCUCGUUUGUAAGCGAGCCAACAAGAAUUAAAUUUAUCUGAGUCAAAGUGAGGCACACAUUAUAUCGACGUUGUGAAUUUAUUGUCUUAGAAUAUAUAUUAGAACUUCGCUCAGGGAAGCAACCUUCAGCUUGCGCAACAAUGGCGGCAUUGCCGUAUAUUUGUGUAAAUAAUAAAGGUAUCUUCAUAGUAUAGCUGGUAUAGUCAUCAAGAUAGACACCAUAUCUCUGUGGCAAAGCAACAGAAGCAGACAUACGGGCAGACUCUUUCAUACGGGCAGACUCUUUACGAGCGCGCGAGAAAUGUACUGCACAAAUCGGGACGCGUAUAUGGAUGUAUAUAAACUGACACCAUGUAUGUCAGUAAAGUUAGAGGUAUCUUCGCUGCGAAGCGAAAUUGUUGGGAUGUCAAGUGUUCAAAUAAAUAAAGAUAGCGGACUCUUGCGAGUCCUGACCUUGUCUUUUUUUUUUAA